Messenger RNA from Gamsiella multidivaricata, 1680 nucleotides. RefSeq lists its product as uncharacterized. The transcript has 7 exons. Bases 155 to 1543 code for a protein of 462 amino acids. Gene Ontology annotation, molecular function: FAD binding. The record is from RefSeq and is a predicted model, not a curated record. Lineage: Eukaryota; Fungi; Mortierellomycota; Mortierellomycetes; Mortierellales; Mortierellaceae.
CUUCACGAGCCAUGGUACAUCAUCCCAUUCUGCCCUCCCUCCUCUCAUCCAUCCCCUCAUCAGCUCUUACCCCCUAUCUGCUUUUAGGUCGUUUGUCCUUCCCACCCUAUUUUUUUUGUCCUCUUUUUUUUUUAAGUCAGCAUCUGCAUCAAAAAUGUUAGUCGCGCCCACGAAGCCAAAGGUCCUGAUCAUCGGUGCCGGCCUGGGAGGUCUCACCAUGGCCAUCCUCCUCGAGAAAGCCUCGAUCGACUAUGAGAUCUUCGAGAGAUCUGCGGCACCCAGAGCUCUGGGCAGCGCCACCUCGUUGACGCCCAAUGUCUUGCCGCUACUGGAGCAACUGGGACUCUUGGAGGGACUGAGGCAGAUCUCGAAGAAGGUCCUGGGAUGCGGUAUUUAUCAAGAGGCACCUGAGGGUGAUCUGAGCAAGGUAGGCGAGUCCAACGUCUCCGAAUACGAGGCUGUCUGCGGGUACCACUCCUUCAUCAUGGCCAGACCAGACCUCCACACACUCCUACUAUCACACGUCCCCGCGCACAAGGUCCACUUUGGUAAACGGGUCCUGUCGAUCUCUCAGGACGAUGACCAUGGGGUCUUGAUCCGCACCAGCGACGGAAAGACCCACGAGGGAGAUAUCCUGAUCGGGUGCGAUGGCGCCUACAGUGGUGUCCGUCAAUCGCUCUACAAGAACUUGGCGGCGGAAGGAUUGCUACCGGCUUCGGAUGGAGAGGAUAUGAAGGUCUGUCAUAUGAGCAUCCUUGGAACUACAGAGCAUGUGGACCCGAAGCAGAUACCUGCAGUUGCAGAGGAACUCAGUCGUUGCGAUGCUAUUAUCGGAUAUAACAAACCCCAUACUUGGAGAUACUUUGCGGUUCCAGGGGACCGUAUCUGUUGGCGCGUGGAUGUACAACUGGACUCCAAGACCUUCACACACACGGAUGCGUUCAAGAAUUCGGAGUGGGGGUCAGAAGCAAGCGGCUCAAUCGAGGAUGACUGGCGUGCGUUCAGGGUUCCGAUCGGAGGCACGAUCGGAGACCUGAUCAAUUUGACGCCUCAGGAGUCGGUGUCGAAGGUGAUGCUGGAGGAGAAGCUGUAUACGACAUGGUAUCAUUCCCGGACGGUCCUGAUGGGCGAUGCAUGCCACAAGAUGCUUCCGAAUGCUGGACGAGGUGCAGUGAACGCGAUGUUGGACGCCGUGAUCCUCGCCAACGCGAUCUACGAGAUCGCAGACGACGCGACGCCCGAAAACAUUCUCGCGGCAUUCAAGGGAUACUACAAGGAACGCUACGCUCACGCAAAGACUGAUCUGGAGUCUAGUCAGUUCGCCGCCAGACUCCUUGCUGGACAGUCAUGGACAGACGCAAUCCUUCGAAAGGUGCUGUUCAAUUUCAUGCCGACAUCACUCCAGCGAAAGACGUAUGAGAAGACCUUAUCAUAUAGACCGCAGGCUAGCUUCCUACCAAAGAUCCCUAACCGUGGUACUGGACCGGUCGUGGCACAGAAGGAAUCUAAACGAUACGAAAGGGAGCAGGCCAAGGAUGCUUGAAAAGGAUGAGGGGGGAACACCAAGGAGACGACAGAUCCAGAAAAGAAAAUAACCAGGAUCGAAUGCAUUUUUUUUUUUUCCUUCACUUGAGAUAUACCGCAAAAUAAAAUAAUUAUCGGCAUGAACUAGUUUUUGAG